AUGAUGCGCAACUCAGUAACUCAAGCGCUGGCCUGGGUCGAGCGCCCAAUGGAGGUUUCAUUCUUGUACCGGGUGCAGGCUCAGCUUUCACCACGUGCCAGGCGGUGCAAGACCACCUGUGGAUAUGCAAAAGAGGAAAAUGCUGAGGCCGGCGAACUCCACCCAGCGACCUCCACAAGUGGCACAGGGCGCCGUGACAGGAACACCUUGAUGGUUGUAGCGGCAUGCACAAGUUCUCCGCCUCGUCUCCGGAAAAGCUCUGCCUAUGAUGUCCAGGUUUGGACCAGCGCGCUGUAUGCACACCAGUCACGGGACCCUUGUAUCAGGAGCUUAGUUUGCCAGAUCCUUGUGAGAUGA
Effrenium voratum is the source of this 357-nucleotide messenger RNA. NCBI's taxonomy places the organism in Eukaryota, Dinophyceae, Suessiales, Symbiodiniaceae. The record is from the annotation of a GenBank genome assembly.